AUGAGCCUCGAUCCGGCAUCGGUCUUCAGCAAUUUGGAGAGCCUUCAGCUGAAGAGCGAUUUGUUUCGAAACGUGAAAUGCUUCGUGACGGGCAGCCUAGACCCAAAGAUAAGUAAACUGUUGGAAGAUGGCGGUGUGUCGCUGGCGAAGUUUAUGGCCUUAAGCACGCAUGUCGUGUGCGGUCUUAACUACGACGAAAACGAUAUAACGGAGGCAGCGGAACUGUACGAUAUUCCGACCGUGACGGAGGCGUGGGUAGUAGCGUCGGUGCAUCUCGGGCGGCUGGCCUCGACGAAGGCAUAUUUUCCGCUGAAGACGGGCAUUUUUUGCGGUCUGCGAUUCGCCGUCACCCAACUCGACAGUCGCGAUCUGCGAAGACUCUACGCAGUUCUCACGUUCCACGGCGGAACAUUCAGUGUUCGGCUCGACCGCAACACGACGCACCUGGUCUGUGGCAGCCCACGAGGAGCCGCCUAUAGCAAGGCAGUUGCGUGUGGUACGGGCGUUCAGAUAGUGACCCCCGACUGGGUAGCGGACUGUCUUAAGUCGGCCAGCUUGAAACCGGUCGCAGUGUACCAUCCGAGGUUACUGCUCGAGCAAGCAUUCCUCAAGCAAGCCGCCACGGCCAAAGCGACGACAGAAAAGCAACCGUUGAACAGCAUUUUGGGGUUCGAUUUUGAAGAAGGCAUCGCCAAGACGGAGGUACCCACCCACGGUAGCGGCAGAAAGGAAGAGCCCAAAUCGAGGCUAAUUGGCCAGCAAGGAGCCGAAAGUGCUGCCGGAGGAGCGAAGCAAGGCGGCCAGGUGUCAUCUCCCGCCUCACGCUACACGAGACCGCAGCAGCAGCAGCAGCAGCAACAUUAUCAACAAGGACAGCAGCAUACACACAGAUUACGUGGACCGGUUCCGCAAACUCUUAACACUCAGCAACAAAACCAACAACAGCUGCAAAAGGCUCUACAAGCCCAACAGCAACAACAGCAACAAUUGCAGCAGCAACAACAGCAGCAGCAGCAACAGCAAAUGACAAUGAAUUCGACAAAUAAUAAUAUUUUGCAGCAAUCGCUGCAACAUCCUACUACGACCGUGCAACCUCAGCAACAACCGUCGCAACAGACACAAAUUAACUUUCAGCAAUCUGCGUCCCAGAGCGGCACCAUCAUUCAGCAAAUCAUACAAUCUCCACUGCAAAAUAGUCCUCAAACGCAGGGACCGCAUCAGCAGCAGCUACCGCAGCAACAGCAACAAACGCCCCAGCAGCAGCACCAGCAGCAGGGAAAGCAAAAUAUACAGGUUGUCUACAAAAGUGGCCCUAAUCAACAGCAGCAAGCGCAGCUGCAGGUGCAGCAACAGCAACAGUAUAAUCAAACUGCGGCCACCACUGUUUCAACCGGCAUCGAAGGACAGCAGCAACCGAAGCAGAUCCUUCGCCAAAUAACGAUCAAUCAGACCCAACUGCAACCGGGACAGCAGGUGAUGCAGGGACAAAUGCAGCAGCAAAUGCAAUCGCAGCCCGCUGGACAGCAAACUAUCCAAGUGUCCCAAUCGCAACCGCUGCAGCAGCAAAUUAUACAGGUGCAGCGCACCAUGGGUGGUCCACAGCAACUCCAGCUACAGCAGCAGCAGCAGCAACAGCAGCAGCAGCAGCAGCAGCAGCAGCAAUUACAAUUUCAACAGCAACAACUCUCCUCACAGCAGGGCGUCGUUACCACAUCCUCUGGCCAGAUUUCAAUGAUGAACAACAGUCAGGGAGUUCAAGGGCAACCCAAAUUUAUACAGCAAACUAUCAUUCAAUCGAUGGGCCCAAAUUAUCAAACCGUAACGAAACAGGUUCUCGUUGAACAGCAAGAUCAACAGUCGCCACAAAUGCAACAGCUGCAAUCGCAACAAACAUCGAUGCAAAAUGUACAACAGCAAAUGAAACCGAUGGGCCCUGCACCCCCUGGUGGACAUCCGGGCCAACCCCAGGUGGUUCAGCGAAUCGUGCAGCAGCAAGUCUUUCCGGGGCAAAACAUAGUGAUCGUUAACCAGUCUACGAACCAACAGCAGAUAAUUUCUGGUCCUGGCGCGCAGCCAUUGAACCCUCAGCAGCGGUUACAGUACAUGCAGCAGCAGCAAAAGCAGCAAUUACAGCAGCAACAUCAACAAAUUGUAGUCAGCAGUGCAGGGUCAAUGUCUACGGCUGCCCCACAGCAACAGCAGCAAAUAAUUCAGCAGCGCACCGUUGUCGCUGCCCAGGAUAACCCCAACGGGCAGAGCGUGAUGCUGCAACAGAGGGCGCAGUUACAAUUGCAGCAAAUGCAGGGCCAGCAGCUGCAACAGGCUCAACCGCAGCCGCAACAGCAGCAGCAACUGCUAAUUCAAGGACAACAUGUCGUGCAGCAGCAACCUGCCACGAUGAUGCAGCAAGGCGCGAUGGUGCAACAGCAAAUCAUUUCAACGUCUCACCAACUCAUACAACAACCUUCACAGCCACAAAUACUCCAGCAAACGAUCGGAGCGACCGGGCCGAUGAUACAACAAGCGGGUCAAGGUGGACUACCGAAUCAAUCGAUCAUGCAGCAGCAAAUACUGGGUCCGAGCGGUGCUCCGCAGCAACAGCUGAUGGCCGGUGGUAACGGGAGCGAACAAAUGCUUCAAGCCGGUCUUGGAGGAAACGAAAUGAUGCUACCUCAGCAGCAGCAGCAGCAGCAACAACAACCGCAAACGCCUACCCAGCAAGCGCCGGGCACUCCGCAACCUUGGACACCACAAAGCCCCCUCCAGCAGCCGGGAACGCCCUUCCAGGCGCAACAAUCGCCACAGCAAAUGCAGCAAUCUCCGCAACAAAUGCAACAGUCUCCGGGGCAGCAGCAACAGCAGGGCGCCGGGAUGCUUCCUUCCGGGACGACCAUUGUGCAGCAAACGAUUGUGCAAUCACCGCAGGGCCACCCGCAAGCUGUUCCAGGGCAGCCGGGUGUUCCCGGUCAGCCACAGAUUAUUCGGACAUUGCGCCCGCAGGGACCACGGCAAUUCAUUCAACUCGAUCCGCAGGCCCGUGCCGACCUGAUGAAGCUUGAUUCGGCCGGACAGCAGGAGUACAUUAGCCGGUUGCAGGCCAACCAUCUCAGGCAACGGCAGCAGGCCGCAUUUCAGGCGCGCCCCGGUCACCCUGGAGGCCACCCAGGGGCUCGCCAGCAGAUCGUCAUCCGGAGUCCAAUGCCACCGGGGAUGAAUCAGCAGCAGCAGGUCCGCUGGCUACACCAUCAGCAGCAACAGCAGCAACAACAAAACGCUCGCCAGGUCGUCGUUCGACCGGUAGCGCCGGGACUGAGUCCGAUUACGCAGCAAACGAUUGGAACUGGCCCCAGUGGAACGCCGUAUCCCAUUGAUCAGAAUGCUUCCGCCCAGCAACGGAUGCAGCAACAUCGCCUACUGCAGAUGCAGCUGCAGCGCGAUCAGGUCCAGAAAAACCAACAACAGCAGCAGCAGCAGCAGCAGCAGCAGCAACAACAGCAGCAACCGGGAGCAGCGCCAAUGGGCGGUCAGAUGAUUUCCCCACGCACUCCUGGAGGUGGCUUCCCGUCGGAAGUGGUCGUCGGCCCCGAUGGAAGUACGAUGGUGGUUCAACAGCAAACUCUCGUCGGUGCCUCUGGUCAACCUGCGGCAGGCCCGGUGCCGCAAUCGCCGCAAGAUCCUGCCGGAGGCUCACUGCAAGCUCAUCAGCAGCAACAGCAGCAACAGAUGCAAAGUAAAACGAAAACCGCAUUAGCCAACAUGUUGAGCAAUCGGCUGGGAAAUGGUGGCACGGUCCCUGGUGUGGCUGUGGGCGCUACCGGUACUUUGGUGGAUGGUGUGGUACCGCCCGGAGCGGAACCUUCGGCCGCCGGAACACUGCGUCUGAUGACGGCCCAACACAAUGCUGCCCUACAGCAAACGUUGGGACGAUCGCCGCAAGACAUUCUUGCGCUUCAGCAGCAACAACAAGCUUGUCAACAACAGCAACAGCAGCAGCAGCAGCAACAGCAACAGCAACAGCAGCAGCAACAAAUUCAGCAACACCUUUUGCAUCCCCAACAGCAGCAGCAACAACAAUUGCAGCAGCAGGUUGUCCGCCGCACCCUCGGCAACAUCACCAACAGUGGUGUGGUGCAAACACCGCUAGGCCCCGGUGGAGCUGGUCCGGUCGUCAAUCAGAUCAUACAAUCUUCCGCCGGGGGGAUUCCGGUGACGCCCGGUGCCGGUGGCCCCGUGAUGAUACAAAACGCGGUCGCCGUUGCGGCCGCUGCGAUGAAGGGUGGUGGUCCGGCACAGUUCAGCCCCGGGCGGGCACCGCUGCACCGGCCGCAGUACUACGGCCACAAUCCGAACCUGAAGCUUCACCCGGAGCUGUUCCUGCUCGGGUGCACCUUCUACAUCAUCGAGUACGAUGAAACGCACAGUGCGGCCGAGAUCGAGGAGUGGAAGAUGAUCAUCAAGAAGCAUGGCGGCGAGAUCGAGUCUUACUAUGGCCCGAAGGUGACGCACGUGCUGUGCCGCACCCAGCGGCACGGCGUCGUAAUGCAGGCCAUACGCGACGCAAAGCGCUGCAUCACCACCUACUGGCUGAACGAUAUCAUCGUGAAGCGCCAGCUGCAGCCCCCGUGGCAGGCGCUCCACCUGCCGACGCCCGCCAUCUUUGGCACGCAGAAACCGGCCACCAAGCACAACAUGUCGAUCACCGGGUUCGAGGGCGAGGAGCGCGUACGCAUCAAGCAGAUGAUCGAGGAGUCCGGCGCACGCAUGACGCCAUACUUCUCCAAGUCCAACACCGUGCUGCUCUGCCGGCAGAUAGACAAUGCGAAGUACAAGUUCGCGAAGGAGUGGAACGUGCCGGCCGUCAACACGAUCUGGCUGAGCGACAUCCUGCUCGGUAACCUGAACGCGAUGCAGCAGUGCGAGGCACCCAAGUACCAGCAGUUUAACCUGACCUGCCAUUUUCGAGUUGACUACAACCUAGUGAUGCACCUAAUGACUGCCUGGAAGUCUCCGAUUAACUUAACUCAGGAAUCGCACGAACGGGUCAAACGGACGCUCAGUGAGCUUCCGCCUCCGGUGACGGGCGUCAAGAAGCCCCGCACGCUACCACUGAUGGAGCCCGUUCCGGCAGAAAUCGUCUGCCAACGUCAACCAGCUAGCGACGCUGUCCCGAGUGUGCUCUUCUCACAGAUCGACAACACCGAGGGGUUAACCCGAGCCGUAAUAGCGCUCGGGGGUAAGGUGGUGACUGGUGCAACCGAGGCCACGCAUCUCGUGAUGACGCGCGUUGCCCGGACAGUGAAGUUGAUUCUGGCCCUCGCCACCGUGCGCCACCUGCUGAACAGCAAGUGGUUGUCCGACAGUGCGACGGCCGGUUACUUUCUGCCGAUCGAAGCGUACAAGCUGGACGUGGGCGAACUGAACGAACAGUUCAAGUCCGAUCUGCACCAGGUGCUCGAGACACCGGCGCGCACCAAACUUUUCGAGGGCAAAGUGUUUUUCGUUACGCCACAGGUGAAACCAUCGUGCAAGGACGUACGGCAGAUGAUCGAGCUCGGCGGUGGUACGGUCGAGAAGAACCCGCGCACGAUCAAGCGCAUCCGGGAGACGAACGCGGAAAAGGCGGGCAGCUAUGUGAUCGUGAGCUGCCCGGAGGAUCGCAUCAUCAUUCAGCCGUUCAUACAGAAGGGCAAGCACGCGAUCUGCCAGAUCUGCACCACCGAGUACGUGAUGCAGUCGAUCAUGCAGCAGCGAUUAUCAAUAGAGCCGCACAUCAUCAAGUGGGAGCUUGGGUCCUAAAGUGCCGAGCAAACAAAAGCCAUCUCCCGGAUCUUCCGGGACCGUUGUUCUGCGUCGGUCGAGCACGCGGAAGCCAUUUGUGUACAGACACGGAGGAGAGUAGAAGACAAAAGGUGGAUAACCACUGGGCCACCCGGAGCGGGACGUCUUUCAUUGUCCUCUUUUUUUAGCUUUUUUUGUCGACCAAUAAAUGAUAUGCGCGGUACUAGGUAUACAUAGUGACAGAUGAAUAUAAUCACGUUUUCCGGUACCAGCUCCUCUCCGAUGGAAUCGUUUUCUUGAUAUUUGUUGUACAUAGGGUUUAA
This is a messenger RNA of Anopheles bellator, 6101 nucleotides long. RefSeq names its product PAX-interacting protein 1 (gene Ptip). Bases 1 to 5796 code for a protein of 1931 amino acids. The transcript is spliced from 4 exons. Gene Ontology annotation, cellular component: MLL3/4 complex. NCBI's taxonomy places the organism in Eukaryota, Metazoa, Arthropoda, Insecta, Diptera, Culicidae. The record is from RefSeq and is a predicted model, not a curated record.